ACCCAGGUUACAGUAGCUUUUUGACCAGUUUGGUGUGGUUUUCUUCAACUCUUUUUUUUUUCAGUCUUGCAAUACCUGUCCCUGCCAGUCUUCAAGGGCCCCCCAGUAACAGGUCAGCUCCACUCUAAAGGGGAGGAGCUACUUCCCAGGAUCGCUGCCCAGCAACCCAGCAACCAACAGUGCUGCCCUCCUGGGGACCAAAGAGGACCUUGAUCACUCUGUUGUGUGCCAUGUGAGUGCUAUGUCCAACAGGAUGGCUGGUGGACCCAAGAAAUGUUGGCCUUUGAUUGGAUUCAGUCUUAUCUGUCUUAAAAUGGUUGCUUCAGCAAAAACAGCUCCUGAAAUACCCACUAUUGAUCAGGCCUAUUCCAAAAUCAGCGACAGUAUCACUGUGGAAUGGGCCACAGUGCCAGGGGCCACCAGUUACCUCCUCAUGGCUGAAGAUGGAGACACUGUCAUUGAAACCAUGGUGGCCAAUUCCCCAGGCACUGUGACAGGCCUGAAGGCUGCAACCUUGUACCAACUCACUGUCAGAUCCAUCAGUGCCACUGGGAGAAGCCAGGCAUCGCCUCCGAAGCAGGCAAAGACAGUGUUGGCUGCACCGAUUCUAGAAGUAAGCUCUCCAAGUCCAGACUCUAUCCUUGUGCAGUGGGAAGCUGUAUACAUGGCAAUCGGAUUCUCUGUGUCCAUCAUGCGAGCGAAUGGUUUGGGUAGAAUAUGGAAAGAGAAUACCACAAGCACCUCCUUGACGUUUACCACUUUAGAAGCUGGGACUCUCUACACCAUAAAGGCCUACGCAUGGAAUGCCAAUGGAACACCUGGGGAUGACUCUACCUGCAAUCAGAGAACAAGUCCUCGGGCUCCUGCCAGCAUUCAAGUCUCUUUUGACAGUGGGACUCUGAAGGCCUCUGUUUCAUGGGCCCCAGCAGAAGGAGCUUUCAACUAUACCGUGAUGGCUUGGAGCGACUCUUCAGAGCUGAGCUGCCGUACAACUCUCAACACCUGUACCAUCUCCUCGCUCCAGUGUGGGACUGAGUACCUCAUUUCACUUUUAGCAAGUAAUGAUGCUGGGUCUAGCAAAUCCACUUCCGCGGAGGCCCUGAAAACUGUUGCUUGUGCCCCUGGAAGAGUGACCAUCCGAGAAGAUCCUCCAGGCCACCUGUCUGUGGCUUGGUCCGAAGUAGAUCUGGGCGAUUACUACGUGGCCUUUGUGAAGAGUGAUGAUGGCUUGGAAUUCCACUGCAACACAUCCCUCACCCAGUGCAAUUUCUUAUCUGAAUGUGGCUUCACUUACUUUAUCAGUGUUUUUGCCUAUAACAAGGCAGGGCAGAGUCCUCUGGGCGAUGUGUUCAAUUACACCACAGCUCCCUGUUGUCCUACCGACAUCAACCCUGUGUUGGUGUCCAGUGACAGAGUAGAGAUCGUCUGGUCUCCUGUCCGCGGUGCUGAACUUUAUGAAACCAAGGCUGUAGAUGGGUUCACCGUGGCUGAAUGCAAUGACACCGCUCCUACUUGCACCCUCUCAGCUCUAGAGUGCGACACCAAGUACAACAUCACAGUCUACUCCUUCAACGAAGUCCGGGGCAGCAAUAUGUCCUGUACUUCCCAAUUUAUAACCACAGCUCCUUGCAGUCCUGAGAUAAAAAGCGUUUCGAAGGAUGCAUUCUCCACAAUUAACGUGCACUGGCGACCCACCAAUGAUGAUGCCACUUACGCGGUGACAGCCCAGGGGGAGACAGGGCUGUUUUCGUGCAGCAGCAGGGGAGAGUCCUGCGCCAUGGCGGGCUUGCCCUGUGGCUCGGUGUUCUCCAUCACCGCGGUGGCCGAGACACAGGCCGGCCGGAGCCUGCCCAGCUACAGCGUGCCCCUAGAAACAGCGCCAUGCUGUCCAGCUGGUCUGACAGUAACUCAGGUCACCCAGUCGGUAAUCAAUGUGAGCUGGACUGUUGGGACCGGGGCCCAAACCUAUGUGACAGUUCUGGAGUCGCACACCGGACAGGCGAAGUGUCUCACCCAUCAAAACCAGUGCCUCCUGGGAUGCAUCUCCUGUGGCGUCAAUUACACGGUGGCAUUAAAAGCGAUUAGUGCCACUGGGUUGACUGCAGACUGCACCUACCAAAGUUAUUCCUCCAGUGCCUGCUGCCCUUUGGGAGUGAAAUUAUACAGGCUGGGCCCUAAUGGCAUUCGGAUCUACUGGCAAGCCUCCAGGGGCUCUGUCAAUUACAGCACUGACCUCCAUGGUUCCAAAGGCAUUUUCACGUGCGCCCCAAGCGCUGGCCUCAGUUUUUGUGAUGUCACCGAGAUACCCUGUGGGGAUGUAUAUACCGUGAUGGUCUCACCAGUUGCUGAGACAGGACUGAAGCUUACUUUCUGCCCCCAAAAAAUAUAUUCAGGUAGAUCAAGUUACAACCCUUUAUUUAAAACUAACUCUGAACUCAGUCUGUGAGUUAAGACUCAGAGCAAUCACACUUAUUUGCUAUGUAGGAAGGUCAAAAAGGUGGGAACUUUUGACAUCCUGCGGGUGGAUUCUGGCUAUGGGGACCUCAAGCUUCUUUGGAAUUGUGAUGCUUUCUUAUGUGAUUCGGAGACACUCCUCUCUCAGCUGUCCCUUUCUUUUUCAGAAAACGGACCAGAUGCUUGCUGUUUAAAUAGUAAAGCAGAUUUAAAAUGAUCUUCUGCUUUGAGAUUUCGGAAUAGAUUUUUAACAUAGUCUCAGAGAUAAUGAAAGACACCCUGAAAUAUUGGAAAUUAAGAGACUUGAAUCUUUGUUUGCACAAGUUCAGACUUAUGACUGAGGAGAAGUCGGAGGAUCAGGAAAAAAAUGAAUUUAUAAAUCAUAAGCUAGGUUUGGAAAUAUGAGUGGGCAGGCAGUCUGUGAUCACAAAACAAGACUGUCAGCAACUGCCAUCUCACCAGAGCUGGUGGAGAAACAUUAGCAGUUCUCCUGCUCUGUAUACCAGCUCCUUCUGCUACCUUGCCCAGGGCACAGUCAUAUAUUUUUUCAUACAUUUCUAAAAAAAAUUUUUAAAGAAAAGAGAUGAUAAG
Messenger RNA from Mirounga angustirostris (Northern elephant seal), 3045 nucleotides. RefSeq names its product fibronectin type III domain containing 7 (gene FNDC7). The coding region runs from base 242 to 2446 and encodes 734 amino acids. The record is from RefSeq and is a predicted model, not a curated record. The transcript is spliced from 10 exons. Gene Ontology annotation, molecular function: protein binding. NCBI's taxonomy places the organism in Eukaryota, Metazoa, Chordata, Mammalia, Carnivora, Phocidae.